This is a messenger RNA of Nanorana parkeri, 591 nucleotides long. It is a transcript of the gene CUNH3orf80, whose product is annotated as chromosome unknown C3orf80 homolog. The coding region runs from base 1 to 591 and encodes 196 amino acids. Lineage: Eukaryota; Metazoa; Chordata; Amphibia; Anura; Dicroglossidae. The transcript has a single exon. The record is from RefSeq and is a predicted model, not a curated record.
AUGGUGCACUGCUUGUCCGAGGGCUCGGCGGUGAUCGCAGCCCUGCUGCUGCUCUGCUCUCAUCUUCUGCCCGAGUCCCAGGCUGGCUGGAGCUGCGGAGAUCUGCUGUGCGGAGACAAGGAGGGCUGCUGUGUAUUCGGGAACGUCAGCCACACGGAGAUCAAAUGCUGCAAGCUGCCCUUCCACACUUUCCUGGACAACGUGGGCUGGUUCGUCAGGAAGCUGUCCGGGCUGCUCAUCCUCCUGGUGCUCUUUGCCAUCGGCUACUUCUUACAGCGGAUGAUCUGCCCUAGCCCCCGCAGGUACACCCGGCCCCAGCCGAGGGGGCAGAACGGCCCGGGGCUGCUCAACGAGACCAGCUCGCAGGACUCGCUCAUUGAUAGUGUCCGGCACCUCUCCGAACACGAACUGCGGAUCAUCUCCUCGCCCGUCUUCCUGCAGCUGCCCAGCUAUGAAGAGGUUAAAUACCUACCCACCUAUGAAGAGUCCAUGAGACCAAACCAGGUCAUCCUGCCGGUGUCCCAGAUCCCAUCCCAGCCGGGGGACAGCGCUGCCACCGGGAAUGGGACAUUGCCUCCGUAUUCACACUGA